AACAAAUAAUUUGAGGAUGAGCAUAACUCCUUCGCCGUCAUCGUUCAAUUUGCAAAACCUUGCAUCAGAAUCUACUAAAACAAAGCUAGAACCUAAAUCACCUUAUUAUUUAAUAAUCAAAUUGUUAUUGAUUUGUGGCUUUUGGUACUGCUCUUCUGCUUUCAGUAACAUCGCUCUUAAAAAAUGCCUGACAGUCUUUCCAUUUCCGCUCACCCUUACUGUUGUACAAUUUCUGGGCUGUGCUCUUCUAACGUUCCCUCUAUUGAAAUAUAUGAAUGUUCGUGGAGCUUUUAUUCUAUCUAAAGGUUUAUUUAUAACGGGAAUUUUACCCCUCUCAUUUGGAAAAGUGUCUGCUGUAUUUUUCGCGACAGUUAGCAUAGGAAACGUUCCAGUAUCUUACUCUAAUACAAUAAAGGCCUCAUUACCGAUAUUCUCUGUACUGUUUUCAAGAGUAAUGUUAGGACAAAGACAUUCGGUCGCAAUAUAUUUCUCCCUGUUGAUGAUAAUAAGUGGAGUGGUGAUAUCCUCCUUUACAGAGGUGUUGUUUGAUUUGUCAGGACUGGUCUGUGCGCUGCUCUCCACCAUGUCCACUGCCCUACUUAGUGUUUACGCUAAAAAAGCGAUGGUAGAUAACAACCUCCAUCACUUGAAGAUGUUAUACUUCGUUUCUCUGUCCAGUCUGUUCCUGUGUCUACCGCUCUGGCUGUUUCACGAUGCUUCCAGACUUCUUAAUUUUGAUUAUAGUGCACUAAAGGACCCAGUAUCGGAGAUAUUCCCCUACAUGCUCGCAGUUUCCAUAUUUAAUUGGUCACAAAACGUGGCCGCUUUCAGCUUCCUCAGCCUUGUAAAUCCUGUCAGUUACUCGGUUGCUAAUUGUAUGAAGAGGGUAUUCACUAUAGCCAUGUCUCUGGCAAUACUGAGGAAUCCAGUAACGUCAACAAACAUGCUUGGAAUGGGGGCCUCCAUCGGAGGAGUCGCUCUUUAUAACAAGAUAAAAUACGAUGAAAACAAGAUGGAGAAACUCAAGCUACCAAUAUCAGUUAAGCAGACCUACCCUCAUUCUCCGUCAAAUGGUCAGAUACACCCUUCUAAUGGUAUCCACCCCAAACUCAAAGUGCCAGUUUUUGAAACUAAAACUCAUACCAGUUCGUUUAUUAACAAUAAUAACUUAAAUACUUUGAAUCGUCGGGAUUCUGAUUUUAAUGGUAGUUUUAUAGCUUGAAUAUUGUGCUGGUUUAAAUAUUAGCGUGGGGGUGGCGAUGCACGGAUGCAUGGGCAUUGGGCAUGACUUUUGGGCUGUGCAAAGUGCGAGCAUGAACGUAUUUUCCUGGUUUAUUUGUUAUUCGCUUCUUUGUUGUGUUCAGUAGGGAGCAUCACGGCUCUCGACAGACAAAGUGCUGCUCCCUACUGUACUGAACACUAUUCGUUCACAUAUUACGCAAUCAGCCGAGGGGGAGGGGGGUUUCGCUAGUGUAAUUUGGACACAAUAGCUAUGUGUAAAACUGAUCAACGAUUACGGAGGGCCAGGGGGAGGUAAAAUUUUUUCAAAAAGCGAUUUCGUAAUACGUGAACGACCUCAUGCUCUCAUGCUCAAGUAAACACCACUACUUCGAAUUUAAUUUAUUAGUUACAUCAUAUUAUUGAGAGUUGUAACUUAUAUUAACACGGUUUUUUGGGGAAUUGUAAAUUAUAUUAGUAUAUUUGAGUAUGACAUUGUCGGUUUUUAUCAUAUUUCAACUGUCAGGGACAAUGUUCCAUGUUCAUGCUUGGGCUUGUUUAGGAUAUUUCAGACAUAAAAUAAUUUCUGCUCAUGUGAAGCUGAUUGCACAAUUCAGUAAUCGAGUUUUAAUCACAAUGUCACCUCAUUAUUUAAUUUACAGUUCACACUGGCGAAACAAAUUACUCAAAAUUUGCCGAAAUUAAGUUUUUGUCUGUCCCUGAAUACUAAUUUCCGUUGUUAGGUUUUAACAUAUUUUAGAGUUUUUAACUUAUUGUAACAUGAAUGUAUAAUGGUUUACAGAUGUGGAGAUGGAAUUUUUGUAAUUUCACAAAUAAUUUAAUAUUGUGAAUUGUGAUCCGUAGGGGACGGCUGAAUACUUUGUAUAUUAUGUUCUGUUUCCAUAAAAUAAUUUAUCAGCUACUGUUAUUAAGUAGGCAGGAAGGAAGGAAAUACUGCUUGUUUCGAAAAACAACAGUCCAAAAGUUCAUUCCUCCUUUCAAUUCAUAGAAAAGGUAGCAAUUUUUCAUAUUUGACUAUCAAAUCUUUUAAAAAUCUAUUUGAACUAGAAUAGAUUUUAAAGAUUUUGAAUUUCAUUUAAGCCAUUAGACUAGCUGGCGAGUAGUGAACUGAGACAAGGGUUAUCGUCCUGUUUUAAUCGCUCAUGUUUAUUUUAACUUAAGAUUGGGUUGUUUAAUUUAAUUAACAGCAGAAAGAGGUGGCUCUUCGCGUUCAUGCUAAGUCGUUCUUUUUAGGAAAGUAGAUGUUUCAUUCAUUUUAUCAAUUUUAAUGUUUAGUUCAAAGGAUGCUAACAUUUCUGGUAAAACCACACUUAAUUAAUUGAGCGAUUAACAUUAAAAACAUCCGCUCCUGUUAAUUAUGUAAGUCAGCACAUGAUUAAGUUUUCUGUGUGCGCUUGGUUAACUGUAGAAAUUUGUGUAGAUUGAUAUUUGAAUUUCACUGAUGUAAAUUGCAGGGUGUAUAAUGUUAUGUAUUGAUUUUAUCAAUAUAAAAAAUAAGAGAUGAAUUCUAAUUCGAUUGGAUUUUUAUUAAAGAAUCCAAAAGCGAUUGU
Bolinopsis microptera is the source of this 2789-nucleotide messenger RNA. Its product is annotated as solute carrier family 35 member E1 homolog. Lineage: Eukaryota; Metazoa; Ctenophora; Tentaculata; Lobata; Bolinopsidae. The transcript is spliced from 10 exons. The coding region runs from base 17 to 1222 and encodes 401 amino acids. Gene Ontology annotation, molecular function: antiporter activity. The record is from RefSeq and is a predicted model, not a curated record. Gene Ontology annotation, cellular component: Golgi apparatus.